AUGUAUGGGUCAGAUAGUUUCCUGGAGAACCGCACAGUACCUGAUAUUUUUGUACCUGCUAAUGAUGUCCUGGGGAGCCUAACAGGAGCUGAGGAGAGAGCCAUUCAGGCCAGGCCACAAGAAGAGGCCGUGGGGCAAACUAAUGACUGCAUGUUGAAGGCUUUAGACUUAAGAUCCACAGGACAAAUGCCAGAGUGGGUUCGAAUCCAGCUUCUGCUUCAUACAAGAGUAGGAAAUGUUAAACGGGAUGACCACACAAAAAGUAAAAGGAAGAAAGCAACAUCCAGUGGAAGUGAUCCUGACAAAGUUUCACCACAUCAGCAUGCCUGCAUACAAGACACAUAUGGCUGUGUGAAUUGGUGUCCUGAUCAGAUGCCACUGGGAGAAACAGUAGAAACCCAAAAAUGUCAUAAGAGAGAAUUGAAGAAAUUGUUUCUUGAGGGAAUUCAAGAUUCAGCAAUUAUAUCCCAGAAAAUGGUGGUAACAUAUUAUUCGCAGAGAAAGGAUAUAAUUAACAAUGUGGCAGUGGAAACUAUUAUAGUUCACUUUAAGCAAUUAAGUGGAAUUCAUUUAGAAGAAACAAUGAGGGAAUCCUUUUCAACUAAAGGAAAGAGAGUUCUGGCCUACAUGAGAAGCCUUAGAAGUGAUAGACACAGAAAAGUAGUUGAAGUAAAUGCCUUGUUGAAGACUGCUGAAAAAGCAACAUGCAGCAAGCUACAUGAGGUUCCGGGCAUAGUCUUGCUCCUUUUUGCAUAUUUCAAUGAAAACGAAAAUCUGAUGUUCUACCAAGUCAGUGACACAUGCUUAACAAAUGAGGUAUCUGUGUCUGCUCUUCCAGCAUCACUGUGUAUCAUUUUUUGUGGAGACUCUCUGCUGACUGCAAGUUGCUUCAUGUUAAGUGUUGAUAAAAAUGAUGUCAAAGAGAAUAUUCCAGUAUUUUUAGAGGCCUUCGAGAUGAUGUUUGCUGCUUACUACAUUUUCAAUAUUCAGUAUCCAUCUGAUGUAGGAUCAACACUAGAAUUCAUACAAAGGCAAGUUUUAGUAAAACUCUAUAGGUAGCUUAUGCAUUUCAGUUGUUUAAUGGCAUUAUUGAUGACAUAUAUGUGUUUGUGUGUAUGUUUGUAGGUUUGUAAAAGGUGGUCUGAUAUAAUUGAUAUCAUUGUAUGUGGAUGGUCAGUUUUCAGACAUUGGCUGUACUGGAAAGUUACAAGCACCUUGUGGUGUGACCGAUGCCGAAGCAAUGUCCAAGAAUUAACAACCGUACUGGUAUCAUGUGUCUUAUUAUAUUUUCACUUUGACUGAAUCUGCCAUUAGUUCUAGAUUCCCAAGUAUAAAACAUUACAAAUUUUUAUGUUCACUUAAACUAUAACUUUAAUUAUUUACCUUAGAUGUUUUGCCAACAUCAACCCAGAAAGAGGCACAAAAGUUCAGCGGAGCAAGUCAAAGAAACGGUAUGCUGUAAACCCAAGAGUGUUCACCUUAAUUUCUGCACUUGCAGAUUUUGAAUGGAGGCAAUGAA
Molecule: messenger RNA, 1519 nt
Organism: Erpetoichthys calabaricus (reedfish)
Lineage: Eukaryota; Metazoa; Chordata; Cladistia; Polypteriformes; Polypteridae
Exons: 5
Coding region: 1-1059 (352 amino acids)
Source: RefSeq, a predicted model, not a curated record